AUGGCCACACUCGGUCUGCUGGAGAUGCUGAAGGCCGCCAUCGGGACACCCAAUUUGGGGGUUGUUGACUUCAUGGCGCUUCACAAGUUGCUCGAGGCCAUCAUCGGGCAGCUGGGCCAGCUGCAGCUGUCUGUCCUGGAGCCAGGGCAGAGCCCGGCCCCCGGCCUGGCAAAGGACCAGGACAGCAAGGACCAGCCUGGCCAGGAGAAGGAGGAGGACGGAGCCCUGGGCACAGGGCAGCAGCUCUGGAAACCAGAGGAGCAGCUGGAGGGGACCGGGAGCAACUCCGAGGUCUCCUCCAUGGCCAAGGAGCUGAUGCCAACAACAACCAAGGAGGAGGAGAGAGCCGUCUCCAAGAAAAGGGCUUCGCUCCAGCACCUGUGGGAGGAGAUCAACAAGUUUAAGGAGGCGCAGUGCGGCCUGGCAGAGGACAUGCGGGCCAUGCAGAAGGCGCACUCUGGCAUGGCAGAGGACAUGCGCGAGAUGAAGGAGGCGAUGCAGGAGGCGCAUUCUGGAAUGGAACAGGACAUGCGGGCCAUGCAACAAGCGAUGCAGGAGGGUCAUUCUGGCAUGGAAAAGGACAUGAGGGAGAUGCAGGAGGCCAUGCAGAAGGUGCAUUCUGCCCUGACAGAGGACAUCCAGGAGAUGAAGCAGGCACAUGUCGGCCUGGCAGAGGACAUGCAUGCCCUGCAGGAGGCACAUUCUGGCCUGGCAGAAGACAUCCAGGAGAUCCAGGAGACACUUGGCCUGAUCAGCAAGGUGGAGGAUGCUCCCAGAAAGACGAGGGGGGCUGGAGCCGGUAGAAAAGCAGACGGCAGCGGCCAGAUGACCCGACAGCCGCGGUAA
Columba livia (rock pigeon) is the source of this 846-nucleotide messenger RNA. RefSeq lists its product as uncharacterized. The transcript has 3 exons. The record is from RefSeq and is a predicted model, not a curated record. The coding region runs from base 1 to 846 and encodes 281 amino acids. Lineage: Eukaryota; Metazoa; Chordata; Aves; Columbiformes; Columbidae.